This is a messenger RNA of Chara braunii, 780 nucleotides long. The record is from the annotation of a GenBank genome assembly. Lineage: Eukaryota; Viridiplantae; Streptophyta; Charophyceae; Charales; Characeae.
UCAAGCUAUAUGUCCUCUGAUAUAUCAUGGUGACGGAUGGAAAGAUUGAAAGGCAAGUUGAGGAGGAGUCCUUGUCGGUGGACAGGACUAUUUUAAUAAACCGCCGGGCGCACGCGGACCUUUUGAAGAAACUAAAGUUAAGAGAAGUGCAGCUGGAAUCGGAGAGGCUUGAGUUGUGGGAAAAGAGUUUCAUACGUUGGCGUUCUCUUAAGGCAAAGUUCAAAAUCGACCAAUUCAAGUUGCGUCUUGCUACCGAUGAGUUUGCAGCUCCUCCUCAAAGGCAGUCCAUGUUACAUGCCCUCCAGGGAGAUCAGGAAAGAACUUAUCAGACGCUUACAGAACAGUAUUCGAAACUUCAGAGCAUUCUGCCACCUUCUCAUUUCUCAGAGUCGGUCGCCACCAGGUGGGGCACCCACUUGAAGAUUAUUGCAAACGAAUGGUUGGAGCGCGUGGUCAGGCAUUGCGGAAGAUUGAAAGAACAGGAAGUUGAGAUCGACAAGAAUGCUCAAGGACUUUAUGUGCUCCUGGAAGAAGAUGUUCGCAAGUACGAAGAGAACCCGACUGAUUCCACUGUAGCUUCACUACAGGUGAGCGAGUUAAUGUCCUUCAUUGGCUGGCAGUCGUACUUGCUUUCUGGAAAGGCUUCAACGAGUACGGGGGAUAGAGGAACGGUCCUGCAUGCAGCUUAUCAUCAAUUCAAUUGAGGAAAAUGGCAGUUUUCAAGCAAAAACAUUUUGGUGCCCUACCAGUAGCUGAGAAGAACAAAUCCUGCCCCUUAAA